AGUCAUAUGAUAGGAGUGUUUUGCGCAGGCGCUUGUCCAAGUAAAAGUCAAACCGAGCGCGGUGUAAGUGUUGGUGUGUUUAGGCUGAAACAUGAGAGCCGGACUAAGUCUUUUCACGCUGACAGUCGCCCUGUUUUCUGACGCUCUUCAUGGCUUGCCACGCGGCGACUUUCAGGCUAGAAAGCCCCCAGCUUUAUCAGACCCCCCGUUCACUGAGAAGUACUUCACUCAGACCUUGGAUCACUUCAACUUUAACAGCAUGGGCAACGGGACGUUCAGCCAGCGAUACCUGAUCACGGACCAGUACUGGAAGAAAGGCUAUGGCCCCAUCUUCUUCUACACUGGAAAUGAGGGCGACAUCUGGGAGUUCGCCCUGAACUCUGGGUUCAUCAUGGAGCUGGCCGCUCAGCAGCAGGCGCUGGUCAUUUUUGCUGAACAUAGGUACUAUGGCAAAUCUCUGCCAUUUGGCAACGACUCCUUCAAGAUCCCUCAGGUGAGCCUCCUCACCGUGGAGCAGGCCCUCGCUGACUAUGCCCUGAUGAUCACCGAGCUGAAACAGCAGCUGGAGGCCUCAGACUGUCCUGUGAUUGUGUUUGGUGGCAGCUAUGGAGGGAUGCUGUCCGUCUACAUGAGGCUGAAGUAUCCCAAUGUUGUGGCUGGCGCUCUGGCAGCCAGUGCCCCCAUCCUGUCCACCGCUGGUCUGGGAGACUCCAGGCAGUUCUUCAGAGACGUUACAGCUGACUUUGAGAAGGUCAGCCCUGAUUGUCGAGAUGCUGUGAGAGGAGCUUUCCAGCAGCUGAAGCAGCUAGCUGAACGCAAAGAUUACAAUCACAUCCAGUCAGAGUUUUCUCUCUGUAAGCCUCCGUCUUCUCCUGGAGACAUCCAUCAGCUCUAUGGGCUGCUGAGGAACGCCUUCACCAUGAUGGCCAUGCUGGAUUAUCCUUACAGCACUCACUUCAUGGGAAACAUGCCUGCCAACCCCGUCAAGGUGGCCUGUGGAACCAUGCUGAGGGGAUCAGACCUGCUGGCUAACCUCAGAGAUACUGCAGGGAUCCUCUACAACUCAACCGGGGACCUGACCUGUUUCGACCUGUACAGUCUGUAUGUGGAGUGUGCCGACCCCACUGGAUGUGGACUGGGCUUCAACAGCAUGGCCUGGGACUACCAGGCCUGCACUGAAGUGGAGCUGUGCUACGAGAGCAACAACGUGACGGACAUGUUUCCUCCGAUGACCUUCACUCAGAAAGACCGGGAGCUCUACUGCUCCAAGCGCUGGCCCGUAGUUCCAAGACCCGGCUGGCUCAAAGUCCAAUUCUGGGGUGACGCUCUCUCCACAGCGAGCAACAUCAUCUUCUCCAAUGGGGACCUGGACCCGUGGGCCAACGGGGGGGUGAGGAAGAGCCUGAGUCCGUCGCUGGUGGCGCUGAACAUUUCCGGAGGGGCUCAUCACCUGGACCUGAGGGGAUCCAAUGAGGCGGAUCCAGCAUCAGUCAUCAGCGCCAGGAAGACGGAAGCAGAGCUCAUUGCUCAGUGGGUGAAGACUGAGAGGACCAGAUUACGCAGCAGAAGGGUUUCAUCUGACAUGUCCCAACAGUUUAUCGCAUUGAAAGAAAAUCACGUUUAAAGCAUCCCGCUGUAUAUAAUCUAUCACUUUAAUGAGGAGUUUUAGCUCCUUCAGUCCACGGAUCAUCGCAGCAUCGACCCUCUGCAGCAUCAAGAAGCAUCAGAGCACCUUUAUUAGAACUCUGUGGAGAUCAUCCACUAAAAUGUUUGUUAAAAAUACAGAAUUUCUGCUGAUUAAAAAGGCUGAGAAAGAAA
Cyprinodon tularosa is the source of this 1818-nucleotide messenger RNA. It is a transcript of the gene dpp7, whose product is annotated as dipeptidyl-peptidase 7. Gene Ontology annotation, biological process: proteolysis. NCBI's taxonomy places the organism in Eukaryota, Metazoa, Chordata, Actinopteri, Cyprinodontiformes, Cyprinodontidae. Gene Ontology annotation, molecular function: dipeptidyl-peptidase activity; serine-type exopeptidase activity. The record is from RefSeq and is a predicted model, not a curated record. The transcript is spliced from 13 exons. Gene Ontology annotation, cellular component: vesicle. Bases 92 to 1624 code for a protein of 510 amino acids.